AUGGCCUACGCUGACGCGACGAGGAAUCAAAAGGUCGUGAUCGUCGUCAAUGGUAUCAUUCGCCUCAUCCAGAUAGGCGUCGGGGUACUCACCAUCUGGUUAUACAAGCCGGAGAAAGGGUAUUGGCUAAGCAGCAACAUCUCAAGCAAACUCACCUUUGAGCUCGUCCUCGGCGCCUUCGCCGUCGUGACCGGACUCGUCCUUGCCCUCGUCCCCUUCAAGAUGUCUUACCGCCCCGUCGCCCUCGCGUGUCCAUGGGAUCUGGUCAUGUUCUUCAUGUACUCGGCCGCCUUUGGCUACAUGAGAGCCAUCAAUCGAAAAUUGCGCGACCAGGAGUACCGCACCAAAGACCCGUAUAACACCGAACUGUUCGCCGCCCACGAGUUGUCCAUGAUGCACAAAGUAUGGGUGAAUUUGGCCGGCAUGGGCGUCUUCCUUACCAGUGCCGUCAUGGGUGCCGUUUUGAUCUGGAUCGGACGAAAGAACAGUCGCAGCAGCACCAAACAUAGCGCUAUUUGA
Fonsecaea multimorphosa CBS 102226 is the source of this 519-nucleotide messenger RNA. RefSeq lists its product as uncharacterized. The transcript has 2 exons. NCBI's taxonomy places the organism in Eukaryota, Fungi, Ascomycota, Eurotiomycetes, Chaetothyriales, Herpotrichiellaceae. The record is from RefSeq and is a predicted model, not a curated record. Bases 1 to 519 code for a protein of 172 amino acids.